Funneliformis caledonium is the source of this 1950-nucleotide messenger RNA. The record is from the annotation of a GenBank genome assembly. Lineage: Eukaryota; Fungi; Glomeromycota; Glomeromycetes; Glomerales; Glomeraceae.
AUGACGAGACAUCGUAAACAGCGCGUGAAACGUAAGGGCUCAGUUUCCGAAGAAUUAACAAGCGAUACCGGAACUGAUGUAACUGAUACUGAUUUAUCAAUUACAACGGCAACACCUUCACCAAAUUCUGAUUCAUCUAAAUCUUUUAUUAAAUCAUCUGAAACUUUGCGUAGACGUAAAGAUAAUAUCACUGAAACAGCUGAAGAAAUUUUGAAUACUACAUACUUUCUAAAACCUGAAGAAGACAGGCCUUUUCUUACAAAGAAACGUGUCGUGUUCACUGCUGGUAUCAUUCUUGGACUUACCAUUGCGUGGUUAAUGGGACAAAGAAGGACUGAGAUUUCUAAUUAUAUCUCAGUUGCUUUUUCUGAUUUGGAUUUUGCUAGCAUUUUACCAGCAAAUAUUCUUGUGGAUGAACUACUGGGUAAUAUUACUUUAUUUCUCAAACCGAAUUUAACACUCUUGGAAGAUAAGGAAUUUUAUCCUGCUCUGGAUUUGAUUGUUGAGGGAGUGAAAUCACAUCAUCCGGUUGUUUUGAUUCCAGGAAUUGUCUCAACUGGUUUAGAAAGUUGGAGCACGUCUAAUUGUUCACGACCGUAUUUUCGAAAGCGAAUGUGGGGAACAACAACAAUGUUCCGUGCUGUAUUAUUGGAUAAAGAGUGCUGGACUGAAAACAUGAAACUUGAUCCCGUCACCGGUUUGGAUCCACCCAACUUUAAAUUGCGGGCUGCACAAGGUCUUGAUGCAGCUGAUUAUUUAUUCCCAGGGUAUUGGGUAUGGGGCAAAAUGAUUCAAAAUUUUGCGGCAAUCGGUUAUGAUAAUAAUAAUAUGCAUCUUGCAGCCUAUGAUUGGAGACUCUCAUUCUAUAAUCUUGAAGUUAGGGAUCAAUAUUUCUCCAAGCUUAAAGCGACCCUUGAACUGGCCAAAAAAAUUGACGGAAGGAAAAGUGUGGUAGUCAGUCAUUCAAUGGGUGGAUUGGUAACUCUUUAUUUCUUUAAAUGGGUCGAAUCGCCUACAGGAGGAAAUGGAGGACCAAAUUGGGUGAAUGAAUAUAUAGAAGCGUUUGUUAAUAUAGGCGGACCAUUGUUGGGCUUGCCUAAAGCUUUGUCGGCAUUACUUUCAGGUGAAAUGCGUGACACUGUUGAAUUAGGGGCCUUUGGAAUUUAUGUUCUUGAACGUUUCUUCUCAAAGUUGGAACGCGCUGGCCUGUUUCGCACUUGGGGAGGUCUUUCUUCAAUGUUACCUAAAGGCGGUGAAGAAGUCUGGGGUACAGAACAUCAAGCACCUGAUGAUCGUAAUGAUGUUGAUGAAACAUAUGGUUCCAUGUUAACAAUCCGAUCGUUAAUUAGAAAGAAAGAUAAUAAUAGUAAUACAAAUGCUAGUAGUACCCAUAAGUCCGAGAGAAUAAAACAUCACUCUUGCAAAUCUGGUGUAAACCUUUUACUAAAGUCUACACCUGAUUUUAGUGAGAUGUUGACAAGAAAUUAUAGUUUUGGGAUAACCAGUAGUGAAGAAGAAAUGCAAAAAAUGAAAGAGGAUCGUACCAAAUGGACAAAUGUGUUGGAAUCACAGUUACCUAAUGCGCCUAAUAUGACGAUAUAUUGUUUUUCAAUGAAUUCUGAAACAGACCCCAAAAUAAAAAGUGGAGUACAUAAUGGCGAAGGAGAUGGUACGGUGCCACUACUUUCUUUAGGAUACAUGUGUACUAAAGGAUGGAAAAAUCCCUUAUAUAAUCCAGCAAAAAUUAAAAUAAUUACACGAGAAUUUCAACACGAGGUAGGACCAGCUUUUGAUUUGCGUGGCGGAGCAAAAACAUCGGAUCACGUUGAUAUACUUGGAAAUUACGAACUCACGAGGGAUACAUUGAAAAUCGCAUCUGGAAGGGGUGGAGAACUUGAUGAUCGUAUAACCUCGGCUAUUCGAGAAUACUCCGCCAAAGUUAAAAUAUAA